CUCUGUCUCUCAACAACACUCAUCUCUCUAACUGAGGGUAAGUAGGAGUACUAAAUUCCAAAAAGUGACAGCAACAUCUUCAACCCUUCUGCCUGUGGCGCCAUCUGUUCACCAAACCUUCUUUCAAAACUUUCUCCUAAAUCGUCCAAACCCAGUCCUCUCUCUGCCCCCUUCUUUCUCUCUCUUUAGAUUACCGUAAAUCAUUCACUCCCUCCUCGCUACUAGUAUUUACUUACUAGUACUAUAUCUAUACUAGCACGUAUUCAAUUGUACCUGCCUGCUGUAGUUUUUUUUUUUUUUUUGUCUUUUUCCUUCUCCAAAAAAAGAAAAAAAGAAAAGCAUAUAUAUAGUUUUCUCUUCAAGAAACAGUGGUAUGGACUUGGAAGAAAAAGAGAGCACUGAAUCCGGGUCACCCGGGAAAACUGAGUCAUCCCCGCCGGUGAGCGGUGGUGGCGAAGGGAUGGUGUUGCCAGUGGUGAUGAACAUGGCCGUGACCAUGAGCAUGGAGAACAGCCUUGGUGUGAGUGCAGCCACCAUGGAAGGAGGAGGAGGAGGAGGAGGUAGUGCUGAACCUGGUGGUGGGGUGGUGGUGGGGAGUGGUGGUGUGAGUAGCAGGAGUGGUGAUCUGGGGUUGCUCAGUGGGUCCAGGGGUAAAAAGAAAAGAGGAAGGCCAAGGAAGUAUGACUCAGAAGGAAACUUGCGACUUCCAUAUAUGGCUACGCCUACAAACCCACCUGGCUUUACUUUGACAUCACCAACUUCUCCUCCUCAUUUUUCCUCUUCUUCAUCGAAAAGGGGCCGUGGUAGGCCUCCUGGUUCUGGCAACUGGCAACUUCUUGCUUCUUUGGGUGAACUCUUUGCAAGCACAGCAGGUGGGGAUUUUACACCUCAUGUGGUGAAUGUCUAUACAGGAGAGGAUGUUGCAGGAAAGAUCCUUUCAUUUGCACAAAAGGGACCCCGGGGUUUAUGCGUUCUUUCUGCAAAUGGGACUGUUUCCAAUGUUACAAUUCGCCAGCCUGGUUCUUCUGGGGGUAUCUUGACAUACGAGGGCCGCUUUGAGAUUUUGACGUUAACCGGAUCAUUCACAAUUUCAGAAAAUGGAGGCAUCAAAAGCCGAUCAGGUGGAUUAAGUGUUUCACUAGCUGGUCCUGAUGGGCGCGUGAUUGGUGGUGGAGUCGCUGGUUUGCUUUUGGCUGCCAGCCCAACCCAAAUUGUGGUUGGAAGCUUCAUGCCUAAUGGUUAUAAAACGCAUAGAAGGAAGCACAAUUCUGAACCCAGAACAGCAACUGCUGUGCAUGGUGCUUUGGAUGCUGUAAUGUCAGCUAAACCAGUAUCUCAAGCACCACCGGAGAGCAACAUUUUGCAUGCCCCAACAUUUAACUUGUCAGUAGAAACUAAUGGGGAACUGGAGAACAGCACAAGCAAUGCGGAUAAUCCAAAUUCGACCUCCACUGACAAUGCUGAUUGGAAUGUUUCAGAUCCCACACCAGAUCAGAGGUCAACUCCUGAUAUAAAUGUGUCUGUGACAUUUGAGCACCAAUGAAGGUGGCGUUGAUUGCUUCUGGCGUGAGAGUUUGACUGCAUCUUGAAUGCGCUGAUUGUAAUUUGAGGAUUGUAGGUUCAUCGUGGAGAGGCAUAGAGGCUGACAGGGUAGUUAAAAGAAGCUAAUUUUACCCUUUUUAUCUUGUAUUUUCGUAAGGUACAUGCAACUCUAGAACAUUACAUUAGGCUGCCGGUUAUUUUAUUUUUCCAUAUUUUUACAUACUGGAUUUGAUGAUGGGGCUUAUAAAAUGUCUGAUUUAUGUCCGUA
Molecule: messenger RNA, 1810 nt
Organism: Coffea eugenioides
Lineage: Eukaryota; Viridiplantae; Streptophyta; Magnoliopsida; Gentianales; Rubiaceae
Product: AT-hook motif nuclear-localized protein 7-like
Exons: 5
Coding region: 374-1543 (389 amino acids)
Molecular function (GO): minor groove of adenine-thymine-rich DNA binding
Source: RefSeq, a predicted model, not a curated record